AUGGCUAAAAGUGCAGAAGUGAAACUGGCGAUCUUUGGUCGAGCCGGCGUGGGGAAGUCAGCUCUCAUCGUGCGCUUCCUGACCAAACGGUUCAUCUGGGAGUAUGACCCCACUCUAGAGUCUACCUAUCGUCAUCAGGCAACUAUUGAUGAUGAAGUUGUUUCCAUGGAGAUACUAGACACAGCUGGUCAGGAGGACACUAUUCAGAAGGAAGGACACGUACGAUGGGGUGAAGGCUUUGUGCUAGUCUACGAUAUCACCGACAGGGGCAGCUUUGAGGAAGUGCUGCCACUUAAGAACUUGCUGGAUGAAGUUAAAAAACCCAAGAAUGUUACUCUGAUCCUAGUGGGGAACAAAGCAGACCUGGACCACUCCAGGCAGGUCAGCACAGAGGAAGGAGAAAAGCUGGCCACGGAACUGGCAUGUGCAUUUUAUGAGUGCUCCGCUUGCACAGGUGAAGGCAACAUAAUGGAGGCCUUCUAUGAGCUUUGCCGUGAGGUACGGCGUCGUAAGAUGGUCCAGGGCAAGACUCGGAGACGGAGCUCCACCACCCACGUCAAGCAGGCGAUUAACAAGAUGCUCACCAAAAUCAGCAGCUAA
Molecule: messenger RNA, 600 nt
Organism: Emys orbicularis (European pond turtle)
Lineage: Eukaryota; Metazoa; Chordata; Testudines; Emydidae
Gene: RERG
Product: RAS like estrogen regulated growth inhibitor
Exons: 4
Coding region: 1-600 (199 amino acids)
Molecular function (GO): GTPase activity; GTP binding
Source: RefSeq, a predicted model, not a curated record